AUGUCCCUCAACGUCCCCAACCCGACGCUGCCAACCGGCUCCACCAUCGUCCUCACAGGCGCAAACGGCUACAUCGCAAGCCACAUCGCAAACCAACUACUUCUCCAAGGCCACCAGGUCCGCGGCACCGUCCGCUCCCCGUCCAAAACAGCAUGGUUAGCCACCCACUUUGACAAGACCUACGGCCCCGGCAAUUUUACCCUCCACGAGGUCGCCGACGUCGAGAAGGACGGGGCGUUUGAUAGCGUCGUAGAUGGCGCCGACGCAGUAAUCCACACCCUGGCAAUAAUGAACUUCUCCCCCAACGGCCCAACCCCCGAGGAAAUAAUCACCUCAAACGUAAACGCAACCCUCUCCAUCCUCCGCUCCGCAGCACGCUUCGCCGCUCCCUCUCCAGAUACACCCGGCGUAAAACGCUUCAUCUACACCUCCUCCUCGGGCGCAGCCGCCAUGCCUCGCCCCGGAGAACCUUACACCGUCGACGCGACCUCGUACAACCACCAGGCCGUGGCCAUCGCCCUCUCCGGAAAGGGGCCCAAGGGCAUGGCGGGCGGGUACAUCACCUACUCCGCCGCAAAGACCAGGGCCGAGCUGGAGUUGUGGAAGUGGUAUGAGGAAGAGAAGCCCGGGUUUGUCUUGAAUUCGAUCGUGCCCAAUGCCGCCCUGGGCAGAGUCCUCCUCCCGGAUCACCAAGGCUUCCCCACUGCCGUUGGCGCAAUGCGACCCCUCUGGCAGGGAAACAUCACGCCCGAGUUUGUCGCAAUGUUCCCAGCUCAAUGGUACUGCGAUGUCAUCGACAUAGCUCGAAUCCAUAUUGCAGCACUCCUCCUCCCAGAUGUCCAGUCCGAACGCCUCAUCGCCUACGCAGGCAAGUUUAAUAUCAACGAUCUCCUCGCCGCCUUCCGCCAAAUCCAACCAGACCGAACCUUCCCCGACGACCUUCCCGAUCUCCCCUCCGAUAAGGGCACUAUUGCCAACGAAAGAGCCACUCAGCUGAUGGAACGUCUUCAGGGUGGCAAGGGCUGGACGAGCUUGAAAGAGUGCUUGGCGCCGUUGGCUGCGCAGUAUGCGGCGGCUGAGGCGGAAUCAAAGUGA
Molecule: messenger RNA, 1095 nt
Organism: Colletotrichum fioriniae
Lineage: Eukaryota; Fungi; Ascomycota; Sordariomycetes; Glomerellales; Glomerellaceae
Source: RefSeq, a predicted model, not a curated record